Mytilus californianus (California mussel) is the source of this 804-nucleotide messenger RNA. RefSeq lists its product as uncharacterized. Gene Ontology annotation, molecular function: nucleic acid binding. NCBI's taxonomy places the organism in Eukaryota, Metazoa, Mollusca, Bivalvia, Mytilida, Mytilidae. The record is from RefSeq and is a predicted model, not a curated record. Bases 1 to 804 code for a protein of 267 amino acids. The transcript is spliced from 4 exons.
AUGGAACCUGAUAUGGCUUUAGAGAUGACCCACAAUCUGAAGGAUAAUGGAUGUCCUAUUCAUGUUCUCCAUGCUGAUAAUGAUUCGACCACAACAGCAAGAUUAAAGGUUGAUUUUAAAGAACUGCAAAAGAAAGAUGACCAGAACCAUAUCAAGAAAGGUUUUUCUAAGAAACUUACUAGAGCUGGAACAUUGCAGAAUAUGGGAUCAACACAGGGAAACGAAAAUUUCAACCAGAUUGUGGCAAGCAAAGCCCCAAAGUCACGGUUUUAUGGUGGAUCAUCAUCAUUAAGCAAUAGGUUAUCUGCCUCAGUAUUACAGAAGAAUGAAGGCUAUACAUGGCUGUCAAAGGUAAAUGAGGCUUCUUUAUUGUCUCCAGGACAACAUACACUGAGAAUUGGUAAAAGAAUGGACAAGAAAUUGAAAAGAGAAAGAGAAAGGCAAAAUACCAAAGAAUUUAAAAGAAGGCGUAUUCAAUUGAAAAAACAAAAGAAGAAAUCUGAGUUUAGGUCAAAGGUAAAAGAAGGCACAACUUAUGAAAACAAUGCAGAAGUUAAUGAACCUAUGCCAGAUAUCCAGGAAAUACCCUCACCAUUAACCAUAAAUGAGUCUGACAACUUUGUAUUUUUUUAUUUGGAAACUAAUGGUUUGUCAAGGAAUAGUGACAUAACUCAAAUUGCUGCAGCCUGUGGUUCAAAUACAUUUCAACGUUAUUUUAUUCCAAGAACGGAAAUUACUCAAGAAGCAAGUACGAUAACUGGUAUAACAUUUUCACAUUCUUCAAACAAAAUGUAUGUAAAAUGA